UGGCGAUUGCUAUAGUUCACGAAAUUUCAGUUCAAAUUUGUUCUCACAAUAGAACUGACCAUUUUAGGGAACAAUGUCACGUGUGGGCGCAAUUGUAUUGGCUUUGGCUGCUGUGUUGGCUGUAACAAGUGCCGAAGGAUAUGAUGGUUACAAAGUCUUCGAGAUCCUUCCCAAAACCCAAGAACAAACCGAUUUUCUUCAUGAAUUAUCGAAAAUGGAUGAAUUCUAUGAUUUCUUUACUUUGAGAAGAAUGCCAAAUCAUAUGGCUCGUGUUAUGGUCAAUCCUAAUGAGGAAGAGAAUUUCCUUAACUCUUUGGCCGAACAUAAUCUUAGCUUCAGAAUUGUCAUUGAUGAUGUUGGACGUACAAUGGAACAUGAAUUCCAAAUGGAUAAGAUGAAACGUAGUUUGACCCCAUUCUCAGGCAAGGGACGUUUGAGUACCGAACGUUAUUACAGUCAUGGCGAAAUCAAUAAUUAUAUUGAAGAUUUGGAAAAACGUUUCCCAUCUCGUGUAUUCCUCAAGACCGUCGGCAAAUCCUAUGAGGGACGUAAUAUUAAGACUAUUACAAUUACCAAUGGAGAUGGUCGUGCCAAUAAGAAUGUCAUCUUUAUUGAUGGUGGUUUCCAUGCUCGUGAAUGGAUUUCUCCUGCAGCUGUUUUAUAUGUUAUCGAACAGUUGGUCGAGAAUUUCGAAGAAAAUGCUGAACUUUUGUUGGAUUAUGAUUUCGUCAUCUUGCCUGUGGUUAAUCCUGAUGGUUAUGAAUAUACACAGACCAGCACUUCUGCCCGUUUUUGGCGUAAAACUCGUCAACCUUAUCAAACUGAAAGCAAAAUUUGCUACGGUGCUGAUCCCAAUCGUAACUUUGAUUUCCACUGGAAUGAAGAGGGUGCUUCAUCUAACCCCUGCUCCGAUACCUAUGCUGGACCUCACGGUUUCUCUGAACCCGAAACCAUUAUUGUACGUGAUUUGAUUCAUUCCCUUAAACAUCGUGGUGGCAUGUAUUUGACUGUACAUUCGUAUGGCAAUUAUUUGCUUUAUCCUUGGGGCUAUACCGCUGAUUUACCCGAAACCUGGCCAGAUUUGGAUGAAGUAGCCAAGACUGGUUAUGAUGCUAUUUUCAAUGCUACCGGUACUAAAUACACUUAUGGUUCCUCCACCAAUGUCUUGUAUAUUGCCGCUGGCGCUAGUGAUGAUUAUGCUUUCCAAGCUGGUUUCAAAAUUGCUAUGACCAUGGAGUUGCCCGGUGGCGGUAGCAUGGGUUUCAAUCCACCUGCCUCUAGCAUCGAUAGAAUGGUCAAGGAAACUUGGGUUGGUAUUCGUGCCAUGGCCAAGAAAGUUACUGAAAAAUAUCCUACUGAAAGAAUUGAAUUUUUGUAAUUUAAUUUAUUUAAAAUAAUAUUAAGUAAAUAGGUAUUUUACUUGAAAAA
Messenger RNA from Lucilia sericata (common green bottle fly), 1428 nucleotides. RefSeq names its product carboxypeptidase B-like. The coding region runs from base 74 to 1378 and encodes 434 amino acids. Gene Ontology annotation, molecular function: zinc ion binding; metallocarboxypeptidase activity. Gene Ontology annotation, biological process: proteolysis. Lineage: Eukaryota; Metazoa; Arthropoda; Insecta; Diptera; Calliphoridae. The transcript is spliced from 3 exons. The record is from RefSeq and is a predicted model, not a curated record.